Molecule: messenger RNA, 541 nt
Organism: Dendroctonus ponderosae (mountain pine beetle)
Lineage: Eukaryota; Metazoa; Arthropoda; Insecta; Coleoptera; Curculionidae
Product: lysozyme C-1
Exons: 3
Coding region: 50-484 (144 amino acids)
Source: RefSeq, a predicted model, not a curated record
GGAAUACACAUACAAUUGACAAUUUAAAAUCUAGUGGACGUGAACAGCUAUGCUCAAACUAAUCGUUGCUUGUUUGUUACUGGCUCUUGCAGCUACAGUAACUGAAGGAAAAGUAUACACUCAAUGUGAAGUUGCCUCCGCUCUAAGAGCUAAGGGAGUGCCAGAGGACCAAGUAGCUACCUGGGUCUGUAUAGCACAUGCAGAGUCUGAUUUUGAUACUACUGCAAUAAAUAGCAAUACUUGGGACUAUGGAAUCUUCCAGAUUAGUUCCAUAUAUUGGUGCGAAUCUGGUGACUCUGCAGGCAAUGGCUGUGGAAUAAGUUGUAAUAGUUUGCUUGCUGACGAUAUUUCCGAAGACAUUGAUUGCGUUCAACGGGUUUAUGCAGAAACAGAAGCAAUUGGUCAAGUCCCUGGAUUUAAGGCUUGGACUACAUAUGCUGGAAACUGCGAUGGUGACAACAGUGCCUGGAUUGCCGGAUGUUAAAAUUUCAUCGUUUUUACUGAUACUGUGUUUUCAAAUUAAAUUAUCUGCAGUAAUAAA